Molecule: messenger RNA, 3166 nt
Organism: Osmerus eperlanus (European smelt)
Lineage: Eukaryota; Metazoa; Chordata; Actinopteri; Osmeriformes; Osmeridae
Gene: impg2a
Product: interphotoreceptor matrix proteoglycan 2a
Exons: 12
Coding region: 237-2921 (894 amino acids)
Biological process (GO): visual perception
Molecular function (GO): heparin binding; hyaluronic acid binding
Source: RefSeq, a predicted model, not a curated record
AUGGACUAUUGUAUGAUCUUACUGAAGAACCCUGGUAGAGAGACCUGGGUUUCAAUCUGAUUGGUUGACGAUGGCGUGUCGUGCUUCUCGUCUGCAGCGUGGACGGUGUGUUGGGCCUGUACGCCGUGACGCUGGAGGUGGAGUCUGACGGAGUGAGCGCGGAGCAGCUGGAUUACCUGACGCUGCUGUCCAACCAGGUGGAGAGCUGGUACAGGGAGGUGGAGGAACGCCCCACCAUGGUCUACAGCAUCACGGACGUCCAGAACUUCAUCACCGAGGCGCUGCAGAGGGAGAGCGACCUCGGCAACGCCACCCUGGGCCUGCACGACUCCCUGCAGCUGGAGAGCGUGGCAGGGUCUCUCUCGCCCGGCUCCUUCCAACCGACCGCCGAACCCUCCACGUUUGACGACAUGAACAACGUCCUGGCCGCAGAGAGACCCCCGGGUGACCCGGAAGGAGACGGCGAUGACCUCACCAAUGACGACUUCCUGUUUGACCCGGCGCUGACCUUUGACCCUUCGGUGGGUCCUGACAGCCGAGCGGCGACGGGGGGCGACAAUGACGUCAUCGUCCUGGAGGAGAGCGAGACGCUGCUGCUCCUGCCCGACCAGACGAUGGAGAAGGUGGAGGAGGAGCGGGCCCCCUCCACCACGGCCCUGCCCCCCCCCGAGGCCAUCGAGGACGAGGGCCUGUUGGUGGAGAACACUGUGGACACUGCCACCCCCCCUGCUUGGGCCCCCCCAGCAGACGACCUUCCUUGGGACACAGCCGACCCCGAGCCUCCGGAAGACCCCACCUUAGCUGAGCCUCCCCUGGAGAUUGAGGCCUCCGGCUCUGGGGCCGACCUGGAUGACCUGCCCUUCACCUCCACCACGGAGGAAACCCCUGCAGAGGAGGAUACCACAGAAGAAGACACCGCCCCCAGAGAGGUGAUCAUAGAAAAAGAGGAAGGAGAACCUCUCCCAGGCGGUACCACAGAAGAAGAAGCCGGUCAGGAGGAAGCUGACACGUCAGAGGAGCUGGAGGUCUCCACCAUAACGACAGAGACCGUAGAAGAAGAUGAAGCAGCUGCUGCCUUCGUUCCCAUAGCGACCCAGACCCAGGAGGCACCUGUGUUGGUGGAGCCUCUGGAGCCUGUGGUAGGUGAAGAGAUCGGCCUGCUUCCUGACACGGUGGAGGACCCCUCAGGCGUGGAGAUCUCCUCGCCCCCGGAGCCUGAGCCCGGUCUGGGGUCCAAUGAGGUGCUGCCCUACCCUGACACACCCUGGGAGGAACAGGAGGAAGACGUGGAGGUGGAAGAACCGAUCAUGACGGUGCUUACCGUGGCACCUCCAGUGGUAGAACCAAUAGUGGAGGACGUUGUUGAGGUGGUGAUUGAGGAAGGGCCUGAGGAGGAGGAGGAGGAGGGGCCGGAAGAAGAGGAUCCAGAGGAGUCACAGGGAGAGGCGUCUGUUGAAGCUCCAGAGGAAGAGAUCUCUGAAGAGGAUCUGGUGGAGGAUGAGAUCCUAUUGGUUGACGAGCCCGCCCAGGAUAUGCCGGUGGCGUACACCCUGAGCCCAGCCCAUCCAACGCUCCUGUCUCCUGAGAGGGAGUCACCCUUCACUCGCGUCUCUGACAUCUUGGUGGAGGAGGAGGAGGAGGAGGAGUCUGUUGCCAUGGCGACAGAGGCCCCGUUACCUGGCGUAGAGAUCACAAUAGAGGUCCACACGUCUGAGCCUAGCCGGGCUGACGUCACAGGGGCAGACCUGGGCUACGAGGUGAUCCUGUACGGGGGAGCGAACCACACAGAUGAUGGGAGCAGUGGGUUCCCCUCUGGGGCUCCACAUGGUACGGACCAGGCCAGCAUCGCCAUGCCCGCCAACCCUGGCAGAGCCCUGAUGGUCUUCUUCAGCCUGAGGGUCACCAACAUGAUGUUCUCUGAUGACCUCUUCAAUAAAAGUUCCCCGGAGUACAAGGCCCUGGAACAAAGGUUCCUAGAGCUGCUGGUUCCCUACCUGCAGUCCAACCUCAGUAACUUCCAGAACCUGGAGAUCCUUAACUUCCGAAAAGGCAGCAUUGUGGUGAACAGCCGUAUGAAGUUCGGCAAGCCGGUCCCUCAUGGCGUCAACACCGCCGUGUACCUCAUCCUGGAGGACUUCUGUAACACGGCCUACCAAACCAUGAACCUGGCCAUCGACAAGUACUCUCUGGACGUGGAGUCAGGAGACCAGGCAGACCCCUGCAAAUUCCAGGCGUGUAACGAGUUUGCGCAGUGCUCGGUGAACCGGUGGUCGGGAGAGGCGGAGUGCGUGUGCAACGCUGGCUACUUCAGCGUGGACGGCCUGCCCUGUCAGAGCAUCUGUGAGCUGCAGACAGACUUCUGCCUCAACGAUGGCAAAUGUGACAUCAUCCCAGGCAAGGGGGCCAUCUGCAGGUGUCGUGUCGGGGAGAACUGGUGGUACCGAGGAGAACACUGUGAGGAGUACGUGUCAGAACCGUUGGUGGUUGGCAUAGCAAUCGCCUCUGUUGCCGGCUUCCUAUUGGUCGCCUCAGGAGUGAUAUUCUUCUUGGCUCGUACGCUGAGAGACCAGUAUGAUAAAGACGAAGCAGAAGACCCCAUACGGCGAGGGGAGAGCAUCCCGUCUCUGGAGAGGGCCACCAAGUACAACCCCAUGUACGAGAGCGAGGCCACGACGGGCUACAGCCACUACUACCGCCGUUACCCAGAAGCCCCGGCGUGCAGCAGUGGCAGCGCCGAGGCCUCCACCGACUUCAGCAGCGAGGAGAUUCGCCACAUUUACGAGAACAGCGAACUCACCAAGGAGGAAAUCCAGGACAGGAUACGCAUCAUCGAGCUGUACGCCAAAGAUCGCCAGUUUGCAGACUUUGUGCGACAGCAUCAAGUAUCGCUUGACACACGCAGAGAGAGCUUGUCCACGUAGACAAGCAUGUGAGGAGUGAACCAUAAGAAACCUGCCUUUGUCUUUGAAGAGCGAAACCUUUGUGACCUCUGUUGCCAUGGGCGCUAGAAGGUGAACGGUACCACACUCCUAGGGGUCGUGGGGUCAUGACCCCUGGUCAACUUUCAAAUCAGGGUGAAGUGGUCACAUGAUGUCAUGUGUCCGAUCGCUUCUCUGUGAAGCAUCUUAGAAUACGGCAGUUUGGCUGAGGCUUUUUUGUAAACAUA